AUGGAAUUGGGGGUAGGCAACAUCCAUGAUCAGAAUGACAGCAUUCCUACCAAUGUCGGUGAAGGAUCAGACGACAGCAUGGAGGUGGCAGCAUUAAGUCGACAAACUGCACUUGAAAACCACAAGUUGCAGAAACAGCUGGAGCGGCAAAAGUACGAACACGAACAGCAACAACUACAACUGAGGCAAGAGCAGCUAAGACAGCAGGAGCAACUCAGGUGGCAGCAACAUCAGCUACAACUGCAACAGGAACAACUGAUGCAACAAGAGCAUGUGCGAAGCAUGAGACAGCAACAGCAGAUACGAAAUCAAAAGCUACAUCACCAGCAAAGGCACCAGUACCAAAUGCAGCAGAAACAACUUCGGGAACAGCAGCAAAUGCUAGAACGACAAUACCAACAACAGCAAAGCGAACAACAAGACGGGAUCAAGCGGCACUUGGAGACACAGCGACAGCAGCAGGAAGAGAUGCGACAGAGGGAACAGCAAAAGGAGGAAAGAAAAGAGGAACGAAGGUCGUUGCUAGCACCCAAGCUGAGACGGGGUCGGUGGCAGCGGCAUCAGCAAUUGUUGCAUCAGUUGGAUGACGAAGAAGAAAGCUUGUAUGAUCUUCGCAAGACAAUCACGGUUAGACGAAAUGCACCAUCAUCUGAUGCCUCUGUUGCCAGUAUGAUUCUACAAAAUGUGACGGGGGAAGCUUCAUUUGGGGGUCAUCAUCAUCGCCAGGGGGUAACAAUAGAUGUACGGGCCGUGUCGGAGGCACUAUCCUUUCUGGACAGGGCCAGCAGGCUUCAGAUACCCGAACACUUGGCUGCGACGUUGGAGAUACUUUCCAAGACGCCCCGGGGGGAAAAGGAACAGAUUGUUCGAAAGGCGAUUGCUGUUCGCCAGGGGAGAAAGGUCUAUGGGGACGACUAUGAUUCGUUGCAGCAGUCCUUCUCCAAACUAUCAUACUCGUCGGGGUUCACAACAAGCUACCAACCAGUUGUGGCUCCAAACUCCAGCAGUUUUGGGUUACUACAAAAACCGACAAGCCAAACCAAGCAAAGCAAGACUUCGGCAUUGUCCGUAUCCAGCAGCUCGUCAAGAUCAUUGGGGCCAAAGUCAACGAUCACUUCUCCACAAGGCAGUGAUACAAGCGAUCUUGAAUCAUAUGCUUCUCGUAGGGAAGCCAAGAGAGAACCACCCACCCGUCCUCAGGAAACACUGACAGAGGGGAUCAAACCUUCUCAUCAAAAGGAUGAAGAAACUGCUCACUCGUACAUGCCCACUCACCUCAAGGAAGCAAUCGCGGAACCUUUCGAUUCUAUGCAUCAAAGAGAACCAAGCGUGGAAUCGUCAUACCCGUCUCCUCCACUGCAAAGAGAACCAAGCGUGGGCUCGCCGUACCCAUCGCUUCACAAAACGGGACAUAUUGUGGAGUCAUACACAUCUACGCAUCAGAGAGAACCAAGCGUAGAGUCGCACUAUCCGUCGCCUCCACAAAUGGAACCACUGGAAUCGUACGCACCGCCUGAACAAAGGGAACCAAGUGUGGGCUCGUACCCAUCCCCUCGUCCAAGAGAACCAAGCGUGGAAUCGUACCUUCAUCGAAAGGAGCCAGCUCUAGAUCCGUACACUGAUAACCAAAGACAACACGUUGCGGAGUCUGUUUCUCCUCCUGCCAGCAGAAAACCCAAAAAGGAUCCCAGUACCAGGAACAGCAGAAAUUUGGCUCUGAGUCCCCUUGAAACGGGCUUCAGGAGAGAAGCCGAUUUCAAUUAUAAGCAAAAAUCGCAAGAUCCCGAGGAAGAGAGAAUGCAGGAGUACCAAGAGUACGAAGAGUACCCGGAAUCCCCAGACAUUAGUGCGAAUCCAACGCCUCUUCACGGAAUGUCCAUCCCAGGAUUAGCAACAGAAUCUUACAAAUCGGAGGGUGCAGAGCGUCACCGCCAUCAUGGGGCAGUUGUACCAAAUGCGGCGACUCCUCUCCACAGGAAUGUAGGCGUGCGCAACACCAACGAGAGGGAUCCGCUCUCUCCUACGUUUGGCCUUUCCGCAGAUUCAGAAGACGUGCCAACAGUGGAGCUUGGAGAAAUGAUAAGCCCGUCUACGAUUGGGGUCUCUCUGGGCACCUCUGCAGCAGGGGAGGACAUGUCCUUUCCCAGUCUUAAAAUCAGUGAAGCAAUUUCACUACCAAGCAAGAGCAAGCCCGGACAUGCCAUGCGGCGCGAACCAAGUCCCAGCCCCAGUGACGUCUUGAUGACAUACACGGUAACAGAAAACGGGGAGGACUCGAGUUUCUCGGGGUCUAAUCCAAAAAGUCGGUUCGAUUCAGGGAAGUCCUCGGCUCAAUCCAGAGGGAAACAGCCCCUUGGAACGAGAGCAGAUCUAAUUCGUCAAAAGAUUGGCCAUCAGCCCGACAGCCGACACAGCCGACCCAGCCACCAUACUCGUACAAGUCGGCAGCAGUCAUCCAAGGCGGAAAGUCGUGAAAGAAGUCGAUCGUCAUCGAACAAUAGCCGAGUGCAGAGCUCGAAAGUUCUACGUUCGCCCUCGCCUGUAAAUAAUGGAAGCGAACCUCCGUUCCUUCCACCUUCAAGUCGCCGGAGUCUCUAUGACCAGGCAUCAACUGGGGCUAGGGGUGAGAGCGAUCGCCAUUCUUCUGACAGCAAGUCUAGCAACGAUGAAAGAAUCGCUCAACGCGUUGCAAGAGACUCACCAAAAAGAAAACCAAGCGAUCCAAAAAGAAAUGAUAGAUCCUUGUCAAGAAGUCGGAACAGAAUGUUUGACGGUGACAGGAGGCCGCCGCACACUGAAAAUAAUUCUGAAUACAGAGAGAUUACCAUUAAAGGCAGCAGAUCUCAUGACUCGGAGAAGUAUGAAGUCGAAGGUAUGGGUUAUGCAUCCGAUGAGGGCACUCGGGGAGUCAGCAUUAGCAAUGUGACCCCGUUGACACCUUCGACAAACAGAAGUGGGUCGGUCGAAAGACGAAAACAUCCCAUCAGCACCGACCACAAACGCGGCAAAUCUAAGGAGUCUCGUCAACGUGAAAUUGGAAGCAAUGCUGAGGAAUACAGAUCUUCGAGCAGACGAAGCAGGUCCAUUGAGAUUGACACGAGAGCCGCCCCAGAUGAAUUUGAGGAGUCCCUACCGUCCCACGAUAUUCGUAAAGACAGAGGAAGAACUCGGCAGGACGCCUCGACACGAGGAAAAGUCGACAUUCCUUAUAGGGCUAGUAGUAGGAGCAAAUCAAGAGAUGUCCCUCGAAUCCCAAGACACGGUAAGAACCCUUUGGAGGAUUCCUUCAGAGAUGAUCGAAAUCAAUACGACACUUCUUCGUUGAACUCGAGUGAGGGGAGGCCUAUUGGGCCUAGUAGCGGUGUCCAUCAUGACAAGUACGAAAGACCGAUUGAUCCACGCGAUUUCGAAGAAGAUGAGUCCAGACCCCAAAGGAUAGAGCCCGUGGGGAGACCGACUAGAGCUCCAAGAGACCCCUCUCAAAGAGGGCAAAAUCCUCGCUUUGACGAAGGGCCAGACGAAGCCCAAGAAUACGACCAGGAUGAAGAGGACACCAGCACCCUUGAAAGUGGCAUCAGAUCCGUUGGGAACUACAGAACCACCAAAGGCAACAAGGCGGCGAAGGCUAUGGCGUAUGAUCUCGACGCACCGCUCAGCUACGAAGAAGAAACUUCGACUUUCGGGGAGUCCACGAAGCGCAAUGAUGGCUAUCAUCACAACCACCACCACCACCAGCAUCAGGCGAACGACAAAUAUCAUCCUAGAAUGGACGAUUACGAGGCCAACAACGAGAGUAUGGGAGGUUCAAGAGCAGAGGAACGAGAGGGCCAAUCCAUUCCCUCGAAGGGAACGGAUCAGUCUUUGUUGGGUAUGGGGAUCGCAGAGCAGCAUUCUUAUAUUGUCGAGAAGGGAGCCGAGUCAUACUUUAUGGACAUUAGAGCGUUGGGUGGUCACCAUCACCCCAUUCACCACGAGGCGCCCUCUUCAGUGGUGGUGCAAGCUCCGGCCAAUGUGAAUGCCAGUACAAUUCGAUCUGCGUAUGCCACCAUGAACAAGGUACUGGGCAAGGAUCGAUAUUCACCCGUUGGCGUUCACGGGAAGAAAACGAAAACAGGAGGACGUCCGUCGUUGUUUGGCGGAAAGAAGAAGAGGAGGCCAACAAUCGAGGAUGAGGAAGACUUGGACAGAUGGUUGGAAACCGCCAUGGCCAGCAAAUCAGUUGACGAUGGUUGCGGCAUUGACGCUCGCCAAUUUGGUGAAGGGGAUGAGGCUGAUCUAGAUGCUUGGCUAGACAAUGUCAUUUGUCGGUGA
This is a messenger RNA of Seminavis robusta, 4311 nucleotides long. Lineage: Eukaryota; Bacillariophyta; Bacillariophyceae; Naviculales; Naviculaceae. The record is from the annotation of a GenBank genome assembly.